Molecule: messenger RNA, 1402 nt
Organism: Papaver somniferum (opium poppy)
Lineage: Eukaryota; Viridiplantae; Streptophyta; Magnoliopsida; Ranunculales; Papaveraceae
Exons: 7
Coding region: 484-1209 (241 amino acids)
Source: RefSeq, a predicted model, not a curated record
CAGAAGUCGCGUAUAAAAUGACGGUGUUGCUUCGGAAUACAUUACAGAGAUCUUUGGGGUAGAUCUUCUCUCCCUCUUUGUUCCUCCGAUCAUUAUAGGGUUAAAUCUUGAAAGGCUAUCCGAUCGUUAUUUAAGGAUGGAUACUGUUCAAGAUAAAGAGAAUAUAAUACCCAAACUAGAUGAACAAAAGAAGAAGAAGAAGAAGAAGAAGAAGAAGAAGAAGAAGAAGAAGCAUGGCUGGGAGAAGAAGCAGGAGGAGAAAGCGAGGCGAAGAAAGCCAGGGAGAAGAAGAAACAAGAAGUAGAAUUUGCCUUUGUAUUGUGUCUUCCCUCUGUGUUUAAAAGUUGCACUGUUGGUGCUGUCUUGCAGGAAUUUACCAAUAUUGGUUUGAAGUUAUCAGACCUCAGAUGUCUUAGUGUCACACCAAGAUUUAUAGAGGCUCACUUUGCAAAGGAAGGUAGAUCCACAUUUACUGGUCCAUUUAUGAAAUAUAUAAGUGAUGGUCCAUUCCUUGCUAUGAAAUGGGAAGGAGAAAAUGCUGUCAAGAGAGCUUGUGAACAUGUAUCCAAAAAGAAAGAAUAUCCCUUAUGGGAUUACUGGCCACUUGUUUACAGUAGUGAUACAGUUAAAAGGGCACUAGAAGACGCCAGAACCUGGUUCCACGCCGAUUCUUCUGACUUGUCAGUAGCAGUACUGAAGAACAGAAAUAUGAUAUUUAACCUCCCUGAUGGCGGCAUAUGUGGUGGCUUGCCACAAGAGGAAUUAGAAAUCUUAGUUGAUGGAAGCACAGUUGAUUUUAACCUCUCAAGUGACCUUCAGCGGUUCGUCCUAAUCAAGCCGAAGGCUUUUGAAUUGCUAUCUACUAUUGAGAAAAACUGCCUUUACAUGAAAGGGUUAAAUCUGGUAAAAAAGUCUGAAGUUCCCCACAGUGUUGCAUGGUCUGAUGAUAAUUCUUCUUCCCCGGGUGAAACUCAGGAAAAAUUUGGUAUUGCUUUAAUUGUGUCGCUUCCAGAUUCAGUGUUUGAUUCAAAAGAUUCCUUAAUCAUUGCUGGCAGCGAAUUUGUGUAUGCAAGUGCGGAAGCUGAAUCGUCGUUGAAGUUUGUGAAAGAGUUCUUCCCAUUUGGUAUCGUUGGCUGGCUGGAUCCAGAUAUAACUGACCUUAGAGGCGGUUACUUCGAAUCAACCUUAAUUGGCCUUCAAUUUGAGUAGCAGGGUGAUCCGGAUAGAGUCUAAACUGGGGAUUUAUUUUGUUUUUUCUCCCUCGUGCCCUCUCGUGGCUGUCUUUUGUUUUUAUGAAAUUUUCUGCGUAAUCAAUACAUUUAUGUUGGCUUCAUGUGGACACUUACAUGAAGUGUUGGCUAUUUUUAAGUUCUCAAUCUUUUGCUGCAUCUUAGAUUUUGAA